Molecule: messenger RNA, 3502 nt
Organism: Mustela lutreola (European mink)
Lineage: Eukaryota; Metazoa; Chordata; Mammalia; Carnivora; Mustelidae
Gene: ANKLE1
Product: ankyrin repeat and LEM domain containing 1
Exons: 9
Coding region: 916-2958 (680 amino acids)
Molecular function (GO): protein binding; endonuclease activity
Source: RefSeq, a predicted model, not a curated record
AGGGCAGCUUCAGGCUUGGCUGUAUUCAGUUACUCAGACAAUAAUGCCAUUGGGGUGGGCUGAAGUAUCUUGUGUGAUUGGUGUUCAGUGUGCCCUGCUUUUCUCCCAAACCAUGGGAGAGCUGUGAUCACUCCUCAGACUACAGCCCAGGGAAGGGAUGGCCCCUACAUGGAACAGGCCUUGCCUGGUCAUUGGGCCAGUCAUGGGCUAGAGUUGUGGGAUGGUCUGAUCCACCAGGAUUUAUCAAGCCUCUAAUCCACGAAGGGAUUACAGCUCUUUCAGGAAAUAGUAUGGGUUUUCCCCAGAGGAAGGGAGACCAGAGACAGAUACAACAGGUGUACAUCAGCUAUCUUCCUGGAUGAUGAGCGAUUGUGCAAAAAGUUUGGCAACUAGAUUCUAUUUAUAAAACAGAAACAGCUUUAUUUUCCUCCCUAUGAGCAUUUAUUGGGCACUUAUUAUUUAUUGGGCCAGGUCCUUGUGGUGAAACUCGUUCCAUUUCACAACAGCCUGGAAGAGAUGAUUCUCCCAUUUCGCAGAUGGGAAUAUUAAGGCCCUCAGCCGCCCAGCGCUUCAAAGUAGUGGACUCCCGUUUCCCUGGGAGUGGAAACGGGCCACACAGAGAUAGAGGCGUUAGCUGUUAACUGAAGCUUUACAGAGUGUCCAGGCUGUGCUCGUCCACGGAAGCCCCCUUGGGCAAAACGUUUUGGGAGACCUAAUACCCUGUGGGCAUCUCCAGACCCUGGGAGGCAGCGCCACACCCUCCUUCAGGGAGAGUUCGCAUUUCCCUGCUUUUGACAGGAGAUAAUGACACACUUGGUGGCCUCCACCCGCCCCGGCCUUAUCGACGGCCCCAGGCCCUGCUUGAGUGCCACUCGGUGUCAUGGUCCCCGUAGGCACUAGAGCUCGAGAACCCCGAUGUGGACGCCGGUGCGGCGCAGGGCCGUGGAGGAGCUGCUGAGCCGCGGCGCCGACCCAAACCUGCUGCUAGCGGAUGGCGCGGCAGCCGUGCACUUGGCGGCCAGAGCCCGCCACCCGCGCGGUCUGAGGUGUCUAGAAGCCCUGCUGAGCCGGGGCGGGGACGCCAACGCUCGUUCGGUCGAGGCACUGACGCCGCUGCACGUGGCUGCCGCCUGGGGCUGUCGCCGUGGCCUGGAGCUACUGCUGGGCCACGGAGCGGACCCCGCGCUGCGAGACCAGGACGGAUUGCGGCCGCUGGACCUGGCAGAACAGCAGGGGCACCAUGAUUGCAUGCGACUCCUUCGGGAGUUCCAGACUCCGACCCAGAUCUCGACCCCGACCGGGACAGAGAGCCAGGAGCCUGAGCUUGAGCCCGAGCUUGACGGCCCAGACCCCUGGGGAAAGGGGUUGGACACCAGGCCCUCUGGACCUCCCAGUGUGACGCAGGCCUCCACAGCACUGGGCGGAAGUGUUGGCAGGGACAUGGGCCUGGAAGCCAGCCCCAGACUCCCCAACCUCCUUGCCCAACCUGAGAUUGCUGACCAGGAUAGCGGCUUGGAGCAACCCCCAGGACAAUGGGACUACAGCUCAGAUAGCUCCUUCGUCACUGCGAUUGAAGCUUCUGGAACUGAAGACCCAGCCCCACACACCUCCUCCUGGGCUAGGUCACUACCCCAGACCAAGCAGGGAUUCCUGCCUGGUAUUCGACCUUCCCAGAGAAUGCCCAGCUCUCCAGGUACCCCUCCACUGGUGCAUCGAACUGCCAGAGCAGACAGGGAGGCAGAACUAAAUACCCGUCUGCAGGCCCUGACUCUGACCUCUCCAGAUGCCUCCCCCUCCCCCAUAUCCCUCCCAGAUGGGAGCUCUGCCUCAAGCCCCCCUCGGGAAUCACCGCCAGGACUCCCCGAUUCCCGCUUCCUAAAAGAUGGAGAGGUGUCCCUCGACAGUGAUGUGGCUGCCCUCUGGCUGACGGAGGACGAGGGGAGCUCCACAGGUGACAGGGACCCCAUCCCCUCUUGCUGGUGCCCUCUGGUCCCUGUGGUGUCUGACCUGGAUUUGCUGCGAAGGCUCCGAGCGCUUGGCGAGAGCCCCGGCCCCAUCACACCCUUCACUCGGCCGUACUACCUCCGGCGGCUGGAAGAAACCCGUGCUGCUGCUCCCGACUUUGCAGGGCGCAGCCCAGAGCUGGCCGAAGCCCUGCGGACAGGCUGUAUCCCAGAUGCCCAGGCAGAUGAGGACGAACUGGCCCAGCAGUUUGAGCGGCCAGAUCCCAAGAGCAGGUGGCGGGAGGGGCUCGCGAAGUCCAGUUUCACGUAUCUGCUAUUGGACCCCAGGGGGACUGGCCCUGUCUGGAUACAACCUUCUGUAUAUAGAAAAGGUUGGUUAGACCCAGUUCAAGCUGCUGAGUAUCCCCGGGGAGCAUCCGCCACUCUCUGCCUUAGAAAAUGGGGCUCACUGGACAUGGAUUCCGGUUGCUCUGUGAACUUAGAAACUGUCUCUGGGGCAACUGUCCUCUCUGAGCAACUUCCCUCAUCCAGGGAGACUCAAGACCUGCCAGCUCGCGCCUUCUCGCUGACCCCAGCUGAACGCCUUCGGACCUUUGUCCGUGCCAUCUUCUAUGUGGGGAAAGGGACGCGGGCCCGGCCAGAUGUCCACCUCUGGGAGGCCCUCAGGCUCCGUCGGCAGCCAGGAAAGCAGGCCUGCCCCAAAGUGCGCCAGAUCUUGGACAUUUGGGCCAGUGGCCGUGGUGUGGUCUCCCUGCAUUGCUUCCAACACGUGGUUGCUGUGGAGGCUUAUACUCGAGAGGCUUGUCUCGUGGCUGCUCUAGGGAUCCAGACACUGACGAACCAGAAACAAGGACACUGCUACGGAGUCGUGGCGGGCUGGCCAGCCACCCGGCGCCGGCGCUUGGGGGUACACCUGCUGCACCGCGCCCUCCUUGUCUUCUUGGCUGAGGGUGAGCGAGAGCUGCGGCCGCAGGACAUCCAGGCGCGUGGCUGAGUCCUGGGGGAGCUAGCCCCUAGCCUAGGUAGAGAUCAGGGUGUUUGAAUGUCUGCCCCAUGGUGACGGCAACCACCCAUCUCCAGAAGGCUGCCAGUGGGUAAGGGGUGGGCGGGCAGCGACCUGUAUCUUCCCCUCCAGCUGAGGGAGGACUUUGUUACAGAUGGAACUUCUGGAGCUUCCCGUCAUGGGAGAACAAGUAGGGAACCCAAGGAUCUCUGGAACAUUCCAGGGCUUCAGAAGGUGCUAGUGCUUUGGCAGUUUUGUCCUGUCUUUGUGAUCCACUUUUAUCUCCCAGACACAGGGACUCAUCUGUGGGAUGGGCUGGGGAAAUUGGCCAAGAUCAAGAGAGAUUUCUCUGCUUCCCAACUAUGGGACCUCGGACCAAUAAUGUGUCUCUCUGAGACUCCCGUUUCCUUAGCUGUACAGUGGGGACAAUGACAAGUCCUACCUCAGGGGGUCAUGGUGGAGACGUGAAUAAACAGAGGCAGGACAUACAGUGUGGGGCACAGAACCCUGCAGGUGGGAAAUCUCCCGGAAGGGA